CUACACUUUCCUUCCUUCAGCUUCCGCGGCUCAUGCAGUUGGUGCUGAGGGAAAUAACAUGCAUGCAUCGAGAGUGUCAGCAUUUGGGGCAUUUGACCAGGCAACUGGAUUUGGUGUAAAUGAUGGUGCUGACCUUAGCAGAAAACAUUUAUUGAACACAAAAUCAAGUGGAAAUUUUAUUUCCGACUCUCUUCAGUUUGGUUCUUUCAGCAAAACACAUACAUCGGCUGAUGUAACUCCAGUUGCUAGAGUUAGUCACGUGAGUUUUCCACAGCAGAAGGCACAGCCAACUAAUUUGGCCCAACCGUCUAUUGGUCAGUUCGAGAACUGGGGAGAGUCUAAUAUGGCAGAUAACAGUCCUAGGAGUGAUAGCUCGACAGAUGAGGACAUGGAUGACAGGAAUCAAAGGUUUGAUAAAGGACAAGCAGCAACGGUGGCAGCCUCUGAUUCCAGUGACAGGUCCAAAGAAAAAGUUGGAGAUCAAAAAACUCUGAGACGGCUUGCUCAAAAUCGUGAAGCUGCUAGGAAAAGUCGUUUAAGGAAAAAGGCUUAUGUUCAACAACUUGAAAACAGCAGGUUGAAGCUCACUCAACUUGAGCAGGAGCUCCAGCGGGCGCGCCAACAGGGAAUCUUUAUUUCAAGCACAGGAGAUCAAUCACAUUCUACGGGUGGAAAUGGGGCAUUGGCAUUUGAUGUAGAAUAUGCUCGAUGGCUGGAGGAGCAGAACCGUCUGGUGAAUGAACUUAGAGCUGCAGUUAAUGCUCAUGCAAGUGAUAAUGAUCUCCGUACUGUUGUUGAUGGGAUAAUGGCACAUUACGAAGAAAUAUUUAGGUUGAAGGGCAAUGCGGCGAAGGCAGACGUCUUUCACAUGCUAUCUGGCAUGUGGAAGACACCUGCAGAGAGGUGUUUCCUUUGGCUGGGAGGCUUCCGGUCCUCUGAGCUUCUUAAGCUACUGGUAAAUCAUCUGGAGCCUCUAACUGAGCAGCAAUUAAUGGGGAUUUGCAACCUGCAGCAAUCCUCUCAACAAGCUGAGGAUGCUCUUUCGCAAGGUAUGGAAGCAUUGCAGCAGUCUCUGGCUGAAACUUUGGCCGGAGCUCUUGGCCCUUCUGGUUCUUCCGGUAACGUCGCGAAUUAUAUGGGACAGAUGGCAAUGGCUAUGGGAAAGCUUGGCACACUGGAAAAUUUCCUUCGACAGGCCGACAAUCUGCGACAGCAAACACUUCAACAAAUGCAUCGAAUACUAACGACACGACAAUCUGCACGAGCUCUUCUGGCAAUAAGUGACUAUUUCUCGAGGCUCCGCGCGCUAAGCUCGCUCUGGCUUGCCCGUCCUCGCGAGUAAGAGUCAUCUAUGGUUUUCCAUUCUUCUCAAUGGAUUCAGGUGCUCCAUGGUUCUUCUAGUAUCCAAAGCAUUGUUCCUACUUCCCAUUUGGUUGGUCACUGGGUUUCAUCUGUAUGUUGUUUUUUUUUUUUCACAUCAUAGGUUGAAUUUGGGCAGUCUUGUAAGCAUGUAAUAUUGUAUUGUAGGAUUGUUUGUUCUCUUUUAAUGUGUAAUAUCUUUUCAGUUGUAAGAAUUAAAAACAUCAGAAUGCUGGUUGUAUUAUGUAAGGUAAGCUUGUUUUCAUUAGGAACUUUAAUAAAGUAUUGUAUCAAUUCUCAGCCA
Molecule: messenger RNA, 1663 nt
Organism: Dendrobium catenatum
Lineage: Eukaryota; Viridiplantae; Streptophyta; Magnoliopsida; Asparagales; Orchidaceae
Product: transcription factor TGA2.3
Exons: 11
Coding region: 59-1342 (427 amino acids)
Biological process (GO): DNA-templated transcription; regulation of DNA-templated transcription
Molecular function (GO): DNA-binding transcription factor activity; sequence-specific DNA binding
Source: RefSeq, a predicted model, not a curated record